Rubroshorea leprosula is the source of this 1336-nucleotide messenger RNA. The record is from the annotation of a GenBank genome assembly. NCBI's taxonomy places the organism in Eukaryota, Viridiplantae, Streptophyta, Magnoliopsida, Malvales, Dipterocarpaceae.
UCAUAAUCGUCGCUCCACCGCAAACACAACACUCCCCCCAUUCAUGGCGAUCUCUCCAUCUUCUCCAGCUCCUUACAAACCAGUUUGUCGAUUUUGGUCAAAGGGUUACUGUAAGUAUGGCAGUAACUGUCGGUUUCUGCAUCCCGAUAAACAAUCUCCAGUCGCCGCCAAGAAACUUGUUCCUCCGCCAGCAAGUACUUCUGUGUUUAAGAAAACAGCGCCGACAUCAGCCGACAUCAAGAAAAAAGUCGCCACAAUAACAGCCGCCAUUAAGAAUGAAACUCCGACGAAGGCGGAGACAACAAAAACGGUUGCGAUUAAGAAAGUGGCGCCGAUUAAAGAAGAAAGUCCGUCGAAGGCGGAGACAACAGGAACAACCGCAAUAGAAUCUUUCUCGGGGCCCUUCGGAAGCCUGGCUAAUCUUCAAGGUCACAAAAAGGAUGUCACCGGGAUUGUGCUUCCGACUGGCUCCGAUAAGCUCUUCACCUCCAGUAGCGACGGAACAAUGUGCAUCUGGAAUUGCAACACAGGGGAGUGUGUUGCUUCAGGCAAUCUGGGAGGGGAAAUUGGCUGCUUGAUCAGCGAAGGAACAUGGGUCUUCGCUGGCUUGAAGAAUCUAAUCAAGGCAUGGAAUGUUGCCAACAACAGCGGUGGAGAACCGAUUUGCCUGAAUCAUUGUCUGGGGCAAGUUUAUUCCAUGGAAGCCGAUGAAGAUUUACUAUAUGCAGGAACCCAAGAGGGUUCGAUCUUAGGGCACAGUGGUUACGUUACGUCUCUUCUUUGCUGGGACGUUGUUCUGUUCACAUCAUCUCUGGACAAAAUAGUGAAUGCAUGGGCGUACGAAGAUGGCGAACUGAAGGUUGUACAUUCCCAUCAGGAGGAAGAUGGCGUCGUUAAACUCAGUGGGUUGCAGAAGGAUGCAGAAACCGACCCUACUCUGUUCUGUUGUCUUAAGGACAACUCUGUUCGACUGUACGACAUUCCGUCUUUUGCUGAGAAAGGAAGGAUAUGUUCCAACAAAGAAGUGAAGGCAAUGAAAACAGGGCCCGGUGAUAUGUUCUUCACCGGCGAUGGGACAGGCAAGGUGGCUGUUUGGAACUUGUAUGAGGAGCCAAGCAAGGCGGUGGCGGCUUCUUGAUUUAAUUAAAAGAAAUUGUAGCUCCCAAUUUUGCAACAUUAACUGUUUCCAGUUGUAAUUACUACUAAAUACUUUGCCUCUACACUUGAUGUAAUCCUUCCGGAAUUAUAUGUUCAUGAUGAGGAAUUAUUCAGUUAUAUUUCUUGUUCCUGUUUUGCUCUUUGUAUUUCCUUUUUCAGUUAGCUUCAAUAUUACAAU